UUAUAUAUAAGUGAGGUGUCAAAUGAAAUGAUGCACAUUAGUUUUAUUGUAUAUUUGUUUCUAUUGCUAUUUGCUGUCUUACAACAUAUAUCAUCAAUAGGCAAGCUAUGCUGUUCUCCAACAGCUCUUGUUUGAGUUGAAGUAAACUGAUCAGCGACAUUUAUGUAUACAUGCAAACAUGUCCAUUUUUGUAUGUGCAAGAUCAGUGAGUCCUGAGCUUUACCAUUGGUGUAAACUGUCUUGUCAACUUGGUGUUUAGAGUCUGUACCAAGGUUUCCCAAAGAAGUCACCUUAUACUAUUGGAAACUUUGCUCCGAAAUGGCCCGAACUAACCAAGAAACUCCAGGGUCUGCCAGGACCAAGGCCUUGACUAAAGAGGCAAAUGGCUCCACUCCUCGUAGGGCCCGAACUCCAGACUCCAACAGCUUUGGCUAUCUCAGACAGAGGCUAGAAAGAAAAAGUGUUACUAGAAAUCCCAUUCAAAAGUUGGGAGAAGAUGAUAGUUUCCAAGCAAAGACAAGUCCUACUCUAGAAAGGUUAAGAAUGACACCUGGCAGAGUGUUCAAAGAUCGUCAGACCUUGAUAAUGAAGCAUGCUGAAGCAAAGGACAAGGUGGACAGUAUUGGUGUAGGAGGGGGCGUGGCUAUGUGGCCAGAGAUGGAGAGGAUGAGACUAUCUCGAGGGGAUACCAUACAGAUUGUUGUUGUUGUUGUCACACUGUGCAGUACUGUGACUGGCAUUUUUAAUUAUCUACAUGGUGCUGUGAUAUCUAGGUUAUUGUUUUAUUAUGGGAAGCUGAAGACACAUCAUCCCUCCCACCCUGUUACUAUGACAACACAAAAAGGGUUCAACACCAGCCUCAUUAGCUGGCAUCAGGACUUCAGCCAGUUACUGAAAGACCUCCACCACAGCUUUGACCAGAGCAGUGUACCCCUUACCUAUCCUGUGUACAUAUGCUGCUACACAGCAGGGCUUGGGACUCUGGUGUACUAUCUCUAUGAUAGUAUGUUUGCCAAAAAUAAACUCUCACCAAAAAGGAUAAAGAAAUGGGUGUGCUUGUUGACUGUGAUCGGGACAUGGACACUGGCCUUGGCUGGCCUGCUGGUGUGUGCCUACCUGGUGGAGACAACCAUUCAGAUCAACAUCCACCUCCUUGGGGAAGUAUUGGGAGAGGCUGUAACCACUGACCUUGACCUCACAACACUUGGGCAUAUGCUGGAUUACUGGAAGAUGCGAUGCCUGCCUCCGACGACGGAAGGGAUGCUGACCAUCUUAGGGAUUGUGGCGGUCAAGGACGUUAUGUAUUACCUGCAGUACUACAGUUUACCUAUUAUCACCAUCCUCUUGACACCUGUGUUUAAACUCAUUAUGUCCCUGUACACCAUAUAUAACAUUAAAAGACACUGACCCUUAUCAGAUCUAUAGCUUUUAUAUGUACCUGUAUAUAUACAUACAUAUAUCGGUGUAUGAUACCGUUAACACCUGUAACAGUACUAAGGCAUACCUGUAUACAUAUACUUUUACCUGUGUACAAUAUGGUUCACCCUUGUUCACCCUUGGAUAAUAUAUCUUUAUGUGAUUUGGUUUCAUACCUAUAUCAGUUCUUUUACUUCUUCAAUAUAAUUACAACUUUUCAAUUGUAAGUGCUUGCAUAUCGUCCUCCAUAUUUUUCAAUGUGAAGUGUUUGUAUCUGAUCCCCAUGUUUUGAAAAUGGUGCUGCUUGUUGAAUAUAUAUUAAAAGUGUAAAAACAAAUUUUUCAAUGAAGGUUUUAUAUUAAACCUUUUGUAAAAGGGUGCUAUUCACAAGUGCUAGUGAUGGUUCUUUUAUUCUUCUAUUCUUUCUCUCAGGGCAGCCCUCAAUUUGUGUUUAAUGUUUGUAUUUGAAAUGAAAUGAAAAUGAAAUAGCAAUAGGUGGGACAACAUCGGUAAGCUUAAAGUUGUCGAUGUUCCUAAAAAACUGUCCUUUAUAUAAUAAUAAUUUGAGGUUCUUAUAUACUGCUUUAUCACAAACUAGUUUGUAGGUUGUCUCAAA
This is a messenger RNA of Mizuhopecten yessoensis (Yesso scallop), 2032 nucleotides long. RefSeq lists its product as uncharacterized. The transcript has 7 exons. Lineage: Eukaryota; Metazoa; Mollusca; Bivalvia; Pectinida; Pectinidae. Bases 319 to 1407 code for a protein of 362 amino acids. The record is from RefSeq and is a predicted model, not a curated record.